This is a messenger RNA of Amblyraja radiata (thorny skate), 1017 nucleotides long. RefSeq names its product chitotriosidase-1-like. The transcript has 7 exons. NCBI's taxonomy places the organism in Eukaryota, Metazoa, Chordata, Chondrichthyes, Rajiformes, Rajidae. Gene Ontology annotation, biological process: carbohydrate metabolic process; chitin catabolic process. The record is from RefSeq and is a predicted model, not a curated record. Gene Ontology annotation, molecular function: chitin binding; chitinase activity. The coding region runs from base 1 to 1017 and encodes 338 amino acids. Gene Ontology annotation, cellular component: extracellular region.
AUGCGCGGCACAGGGUGUGGGCGUCCCGCCGGCUCUGCGCACGCGCCGCGUUUUGGCGGGAGCGGUGGUUGUCCGCCGGCCGUCGAGGAGCGGGAGGAGGAGGAGGAGGAGGAGAGACGAGUGACCGGAGGCAACAGUGUUAUGCUAGCUUGUUAUUUCACAAACUGGGCACAAUACAGAGCUGGAGCUAGUCGGUUCAUGGCUAAGGAUAUAGACCCUUUUUUGUGCACCCAUUUGAUUUUUGCAUUUGCUGCCAUUAAUGAACGGCAUCAAGUUGUUACCACCGAGGACAAUGAUGAAGAUACAUACAAAAUCUUCAAUGAUCUCAAACUACAAAAUCACAAGUUGAAGACGCUGCUGUCUGUUGGAGGGUGGAUAUUUGGAUCCGCACGUUUCAACAAUGUGGUGUCCACUCAAUCAACUAGACGGGCAUUCAUCAAGUCUGUGAUUAGCUUCCUGAGACAAUUUAAAUUUGACGGUAUAGAUUUAGCUUGGCACUAUCCCGGGGCUAAAGGAAACCCAGCAGAAAACAAAAAUCUCUACACAAGAUUGAUUGAGGAAAUGAAAAUUGCCUUUGUUGAAGAGGCAACAGAUACACAACAACAUGAACUGAUGCUUGUAGCUUCUAUGUCUGCUGGUAAACAGUUAAUUGAUGAUAGUUAUGAACUUGGCAUAGUUUCUAAAUAUUUGGAUUUCAUCAUUGUGAUGGCAUUUGAUUUCCAUGGUCCAUGGAAUGUUUUCAUUGGACACCAUAGUCCUUUGCGUCAAAAUAAAGAUGAACACGGAGAGCUGCAGUAUUUGAAUGUGGAAUAUGCUGUUAAAUAUUACAGGUCUCAAGGUUCACCAGGAAAAAAACUACUAGUUGGAAUUGGAACUUACGGACGGAGCUUCAAACUUCAAACCACAAGUUGGCGUAUUGGUGCUCCAGCAAAUGGUCCUGGUCCAAAUGGCAGAUAUACAAAUCAGCCUGGUACCAUGGCAUAUUAUGAGGUGCUAAAAACAUUAAUAUCAUUGUAA